This is a messenger RNA of Mercurialis annua (annual mercury), 1005 nucleotides long. RefSeq names its product synaptonemal complex protein ZIP1-like. The transcript has a single exon. NCBI's taxonomy places the organism in Eukaryota, Viridiplantae, Streptophyta, Magnoliopsida, Malpighiales, Euphorbiaceae. The coding region runs from base 1 to 1005 and encodes 334 amino acids. The record is from RefSeq and is a predicted model, not a curated record.
AUGCAUCAGAAACAAAAUACAGUCAGAAAACUCGAAGAAACCGCGAAAUGCGAUAUGGAGACGAAUCAUGACAAAGAAACACGAGAGAAACAGCUCGAUGAUACGGAUCGUAAGCUUCAGGCAGAAACGGAAGAGUUAAUUCAGAUCCGAGAAGAACUGUAUAAAGCUAAAGAAACCGCUACGCAAUCAUGGCUAGAUUCGAAGCCUCUAAUCGACGAGCUUGAAAGACUACAAGCGGAUCUUGCAAAUGCUAAAAACAGAAUUUCAAUGUAUAAUAUCAUAAUCCCGGAGCUUGAAUUACAGCUUCAUGCUACAAAUGUUGAAAUUAAAUUGGAACUGGAGAAAGAAUCCAAGUCAAAGGAAAUAAUCGACCAACUAAAUCGAGCUGUGGAGGAUGUGUUCAAAGAAACAGAAGCGAUCAAGCAAGAUUCUGACGAAGAACGAAGACAAAAAACAAAACUGAAACAAAUCCUGAGGGUAAAAAAACAGAACCUGAGAACAUUGCAGCUUACGCUUCGCGCUGUCAGGAUCGAAUCAGAAGCUCUCAAAGAAUCAGAAGCGGAUAUAAUUGAACAAAUCAAGAACUCAGAAACAGAUGAUUCUGUUAUCCGAAUAAGUCAAGGAGAUUAUUAUGCAUUAAAAAGAAAAGCAAAAGACGAAACAGCACUUGCAGAAUGGAGAAUUUCCGCGUCGAGCAACGAGAAAUUCGCAGCCGUGGAAAGCAAAAAUUUCGCGUUAUCGAGAUUAAAAGAGAUCAAGAGAAAAACAAUUAAGGAUCAGGAAAAUACAAAUGAAGAUGUAGAAGAACAAAAACAAUCUCCGGAAGUACCGGCGAACGGCGGCAUUGAUUUUUUUCCUAAAGCUCGAGCAAAAGCAUUUGCUAGUAAAUCAAACUUGAAGAAGGUACAACGAAGAACAGCAAGUAAGAGCAGGAAGAAAAAGAAACGAUCCAUUUUUAAUCUAAUUAGUAAUUUCUUUGAAAGUAUUGCAAGAUUUUUCCGUUAA